Molecule: messenger RNA, 1699 nt
Organism: Hippoglossus stenolepis (Pacific halibut)
Lineage: Eukaryota; Metazoa; Chordata; Actinopteri; Pleuronectiformes; Pleuronectidae
Gene: tspan36
Product: tetraspanin 36
Exons: 7
Coding region: 74-811 (245 amino acids)
Biological process (GO): protein localization to plasma membrane; protein maturation; regulation of vascular endothelial growth factor signaling pathway
Cellular component (GO): membrane
Source: RefSeq, a predicted model, not a curated record
UCUCCGAGAGAUAAAAACUGGACCCCGGCGUCUCCGCACUCCUUCAUCCAUCUGCGCAACUCCGCCACCCAACAUGGACUGCGGCAUCUUCACCUCCAAGUCCGUGCUCCUCUUCCUCAGCUUGGUAUUUUGUGCUGCAGGAGCGGCGUUGGCCUACAUCGGCACCUACGUGAUCCACAGCUACAUCAACUUCAACAGUUUCAUUCAGGACAAGUAUGCGCUGGUCCCAGCAGCCAUCACCAUCGGCAUCAGCGUGGUGAUGUUCGUGAUUGGUCUGGUGGGAUGCUGCUCCACGCUACGGGAGUCCAAGUGCGGCCUCUGCUUUUUCUUUCUGGUCAUCAUGAUGAUGUUUGCGGCUGAAGUCACUGCUUUGGUGUUUAGCUCCAUCUACCAGGGCAAGAUUAGCGGAGACCUGCAGCGCUCUAUGAAUGAGUCCUUCUCAAUGUAUGAUGGUCAGGGCACUGAGUCCAAAGGUGUGGAUUACUUGCAGACUCAGCUGCAGUGCUGUGGAGUUAACUAUUUCACCAGCUGGUCCAACACGACCUGGUCCAGAAGCCAAAACAACACAGUGCCUCUGUCCUGUUGUAAAAACAGCAUCACACAGUGCACUGGCAGAAUGGACCAACCAAACCUCCUCAACGUCAUGGGUUGUGAGCUCAAGCUGAAGAGCCUCAUAGAGGAUGUGUGGGGAUACGCCACGCUGGUCAUUCAGGGCUUCGCCAUCGUCAAGUUCUUCGGGAUGACUAGCGUAUGUGUGAUCACCUGUAGAAGUGGCAACCGGAGGAGAGGCUACCAGCCUCUCUAUGCCUGAAGACCUCCACCACCUCCACCCCUAGGUGUGCUGACCACUUGAAAACAGGAGGCCUCCUUAUUCUGCUGUGUACUGAAGCAUACAGGUCCAACAUGUAGAAGUCUAAUGGAACACAGUAGAGCAAAUACCUCCGCCAAGGCCCAAUAAUCCUACACAACGCUGUCGAGUUCUUAUCAUAGAAAUAAAAAAGAUUAUAAAGAAAGUGGUCUGAUACAUUGAAUGGUUUCCGCCCAGGGCCCAUCCCUCCACCAACUUUGUGGAAAUUGGUUUAGUAGCUUUUGUGAAUCCUGCUGAUAAACACAAAACAGCAAACAAAUGCAAGUGAAAACAUAAUCUUCUUGACGGAGAAUUUCAUAUAAACAACAUACAGGUGGCAAACUCAAAAUAUAAUUUCUCCUCAGACAAGAUCAACAUGAAUACGUCCAAUUUUGAGUUAUUGUCUUAAUGUCCCUCAGGAGAGUCCCUGAGGUGUCCAUGUUGGUUGAGCUGUCAAAUGUUUCUUUACUGUCACAGGCCAAGGACAGUGAAACAAUUCUUCAGUAAUUAAAUUGUUAAAAAUACUGCCCCCUGUUGGAUUUUGUUAGCUCGAAGCAGUUUUCUCCUUGCUGCUGGAUCAUGUUGAUAUUCUUCCAAAGAACAUUCUUCUUUGAAAUGUAUUGUAGCAAAAGAUUGCAAACUAUGUUUUAAGCUUUUUGUGAUUAUGAACAAAAGAAAUUAAAAGCAGUUAAAUGCCUUAUUUAGAAUUGCAACUGACAAUUGGAUGAAGUAUAUGCAUAUAAUGUUAAAUGGUCAGUUGACUGUUUUUAAUUAGGUCACAGUUCUCGUACGUAGUUUGACUUUUGGUUGUUAUUGUGUUUCUAAAUUAAAAAGGUCAAUAUUUCACAAUAA